AUGCCGAAAAAUUAUGACAGUGACCCUUGUGACCCGUAUGCAAUUGAGUUCAAUGCAAUACCCAUCUCUACCAUCUACAAGGCUAGAUUGGUAACAAAGGGUUAUACUCAAACAUAUGGAAUGGAUUACUUAGAGACCCUUGCUCCAAUAGCAAAGCUCAAUACUGUGCGUGUACUCUUGUCCCUGGCUACUAAUUAUGACUGGCCCUUGUUGUUGUUUGAUGUCAUACAUUGUGACCUCAAUGAAGGAAUAUACAUGGAUCUUCCUCAUGGAAUGCAAAAUCUUCAGAAGUAUCUGGCUUCCAAGUUUGAGAUGAAGUCAUUAGGUGACUUAUUACUUAUUGGGAUUGAAGUUGUUAGAUCUAAGCAUGGUUUCUUUCUGUCCCAAAGGAAGUAUGUUUUGGAUUUACUUGCAGAGACUGAAAUGUUGGAUUGUAAACAAAAUGAUAUCCCUAGUCAACAAAAUCAUAAAUUGGGGUUAUAUCCUGAUCAAGUCCCUACUGAUAAAGAGCGUUAUCAACGACUUGUGAGGAAAUUGAUUUAUUUAACUCAUACACGUCUUGAUAUUACAUAUACAAUGAGUGUAAUGAGUAAGUUUAUGCAUUUUCCUAGUAAAGAUCAUAUGGGUGCUGUGAUUCGUAUUCUAAGGUAUCUGAAUAUUGUGGGAUGGCUCAAGCAUAUAGAGGUUGAUCGGCAUUUUAUUAAAGAGAAGUUGGAUGCUAAGAUUUUUUCUUUUCCGUUCAUAUCAUCCAAGUAUCAGCUAAUGGAUGUUCUUAAGAAAGUUGUGUAUUCUAUUGCCUUUCUCAACUCGCUUGACAAGUUGGGCAUACAUGACAUCUUUGCACCAACUUGA
Messenger RNA from Prunus persica (peach), 852 nucleotides. RefSeq lists its product as uncharacterized. The record is from RefSeq and is a predicted model, not a curated record. The transcript has 4 exons. The coding region runs from base 1 to 852 and encodes 283 amino acids. NCBI's taxonomy places the organism in Eukaryota, Viridiplantae, Streptophyta, Magnoliopsida, Rosales, Rosaceae.